AUGGUGCGCCCGAACCCACAGAGGCUGGCCGGCAGCAUCCCUCCAACUAACUACCCCGUCUACAUACAGGUCACAAGUGACGAGGCCAACGGCGUAGUGCAUGUGCCAACGCAGGCACCGGCCCGACGCAAAGGCCAACCCCCGUCCCAGGGUCUCUCGAAAGCACGCCGCUACGAACCAUACGCUCACUCCUACCAGCAAGGGCACCAUUCGCACAGGGCGGCCCGUGAGGCAGACAGGCGCAAGCGCCACGGCUCUGCUACUGAUGGUGCUUCUGCUGCUUCUCAGAGCGGCGGCAGCAUAGUCCCUCGGCCAACCAACACGCCGCAUUAUGCCCCGCGCCGGCAAGAAUCAUUUUGGUUCUAUUAUGCCUCUGCUUUUGUCGGGGAGCUCUUCAAGAAUCAUCUCCACAAGGGACAGGACGAGUUCGCCGAGAUAUGUCUCUUACAACUCGUCUGUCGUCACAGCGACAGGAUCGGACAGUUCGAACUCUGGGCCAGGCGAGACGCCCUUCCGAGGGUUCGGUAUUUGGAGAUCGAUGAGAGAUACAGGCUCUAUCUCACGUGGAACGAGGACGCCGUCUUCGACAUGGAGGAUGCCUUUGAGAACCUAUUCAGAUGCGCAACCGAAACCGCGGAAGCCAUGGGUCUCAGUGCGGUAAAAUGGUCGGCGUCAAAGAGCUUGGGGCAAAUUGUGGAGGAUAAUCUUGCCGAUGUCAACAUUGACAUCGGCAACCUUUACAUGUAGGUUGUGACUUGUGAUUCUGUGCAUGUAUUCUCUUAAUUUGUUGUUUCACAAUAUGCUAUUUAAUUACAGAAUGAAUAACAAUGGUGGUUAUUUCUCCAAGCUGACUAGGGUCAGUUGUUGGCAACCGGAUGUUCUCUGUGUCCUUUUUAAACUUGUCUUCCCUCUUUUCUUUCUUUCUUUUCUUUUCUCCUUUUCUUUUUCCUUUCUUUCGAAUUCGCUUCCUUUUACUAAUUAUCUUUCUUCUAUUUACCUAUUUCUUUUACCUAGUUCCUUUUGCCCCGUUUCUAGUUUUCCCUUAUGAAGAGUGUGCCUUGUUUAGCUCUGCCGCAGCUCACAGUUGUAGGUAUUACUUCCAUUGUAACAACCACAUUAUCAACGGCGUCACUCAUUGUGAAGCGUCGCGGGUUCUAGCCAAUAGGUCUAAUCAAAGUUUUAACUACUUGUC
This is a messenger RNA of Chaetomium fimeti, 1192 nucleotides long. RefSeq lists its product as uncharacterized. NCBI's taxonomy places the organism in Eukaryota, Fungi, Ascomycota, Sordariomycetes, Sordariales, Chaetomiaceae. The transcript has 2 exons. The record is from RefSeq and is a predicted model, not a curated record. Bases 1 to 747 code for a protein of 248 amino acids.